AAUUGGCGCCUAAAAGGAGGCUUUCAGCUCUCUUACUAACCCCGUUUUCUUUUCGGGUUUUCUUCUGUUCGGGUUUUAUCGCUCGUCACUGCGCGUGCGGGGUGUUUCGAGAAUCGGAAACCAAACCCUAACCAUCCAGCUCUCAAUCGGACUCUCGAGAAGGAAGGGGAGAGUGUCCUCUGCAACUACUUAGCUUGUUUCCGGUUGAACCUCUGCAGUUGCUACUGGUAGAGUAUUAAGUCCAUGUCAUGGAAAAUUCAAGCCCUCCUGUUGUUAAAAAGACAAAACGAUUGACAUCUCUUGUGUGGAAUGACUUCGAAAGGGUUAAAAGGGCUGAUGCUUGUUAUGCUGUUUGUAAACAUUGUAAAAAGAAACUUAGUGGAUCAAGUACCAGUGGAACAUCACAUUUGAGAAAUCACUUGAAAAGGUGUCGGAAAAGAUCUAAUCAUGACAUUGCUCAAUUACUUGUAGUAAGAGAAAAGAAAAAAGAAGGAUCCCUUGACCUUGAAAACUUUAAUUUUGAUCAAGAGCAGAAGAAAGAUGAGACCCUUAGUCUUGAAAGUUACAAGUUCGAGCAAGAGCGUAGUCGCCUUGAUCUUGUGCGCAUGAUCAUUUUACAUGGGUAUCCAUUGGCCAUGGUUGAACACAUAGGGUUCAAAGUAUUUGUUAAGAAUCUUCAACCAUUGUUUAAGUUUAUGUCAUCUAAUUCUGUUGAGGCUGAUUGUAUGGACAUUUAUGUGAAAGAGAAACAAAAAGUGUAUGAGAUGUUGGACAAAUUGCCAGGCAGACUAAGUCUUACUGCUGGUAUGUGGGCUUCAUGUGAAAAUGGUGGAUACCUAUGUUUGACAGCACAAUACAUUGAUGAGACUUGGCAAUUACAGAAAAAGAUUCUGAACUUUGUAAUGGUUGAUCCUUCUCAUACAGAAGACUUGCUUUCAGAAGUUCUUAUGACAUGUUUGAUGGAAUGGGAUAUUGACCGUAAGCUGUUUUCCAUGACACUUGAUGAUUGCUCCACCAAUGACAAUUUUGUCUUUAGAAUUAGAGAUCGGCUUACUCAGAACAGGUUGCUUUUGAGUAAUGGUCAAUUAUUUGAUGUACGUUGUGCAUCACAUAUCCUCAAUCUGAUUGUUCAAGAUGCAUUGGAAGCAAUAAAUGAAGUUAUCCACAAGAUCCGUGAAAGUGUUAGAUAUGUUAAAAGUUCACAAGCACGGCAAGAAAAAUUCAAUGAGUUGGCCCAACAAGUUCGUAUUUAUAAUGAAAAGGGCUUGUGCCUUGAUUGCCCAAUGAGAUGGAAUACAACGUAUCUGAUGCUUGCAGUGGCCUUAGAAUACAGGGAUGCAUUUUCUCUUUUGCAAGAACAUGACUCUGCCUACACAAUGGCACCGUCUGAUAUAGAGUGGGAAAGGGUAAGUACCAUUUGCAACUAUUUGAAACUCUUCUAUGAAGUUUCAAAUGUUUUCUCUGGGAUCAAACAUCCAACUGCAAACUUAUAUUUUCCUGAGAUUUGUGACAUUCAUUUACAAUUGAUUGAGUGGUGCAAAAGCUCAGAUGUUGUUAUUAGUACUAUGGGACUGAAGAUGAAAAGCAAGUUUGAUAAAUACUGGAGCACUUGCAACUUGGCUUUAGCAGUAGCAGUCAUCUUGGAUCCUCGGUUCAAGAUGAAGUUGGUAGAAUAUUACUAUCCACAGAUUUAUGGUAGUAGUGCUUCUGAACGCAUCAAGGUUGUUUUCGACAGUAUUAAGGAACUCUACAAUGAAUAUUCAAUCUGUUCAACGUUAGCAUCACUUGAUCAAGGUUUAGGCUGGGAAGUUCGAGGUAACAACAGGUUUACUGGCACCUGCUUACCUAGUGUUAACAAUGACAGGCUUAGUGGGUUUGACAAGUUUCUAAAUGAGACUUCUAAUAGCCAGAGGGCCAAAUCUGACUUGGAUAAAUAUUUGGAAGAACCUGUUUUUCCUCGCAAUUUGGAUUUUAAUAUAUUGAAUUGGUGGAAAGUUCACAUGCCAAGAUACCCUAUCUUAUCUAUGAUGGCUCGUGAUGUACUGGGGAUUCCCAUGGCAACAGUACCAUUGGGAUCAACAAUCAGUGUUGGAGAUAGGGUACUUGAUCCUUACCGGAGUUCAUUAAAUCCAGACAUUCUACAGGCCUUGAUAAGCACUCAGGAUUGGUUACAGACUGAGCUAGAAGGUUUGCAUUCAUCUUCAAGCCAUUCUGUUUUGUCCUUGUGCCUGGACGCAAAUUAGGACAUGCUUGGUUGAGGAUCACUCAAGUGGAAGGUGGAAGCUAAUUGUUUCAGGACCUUUUUCCUCCUUUAGGCAAAACUUGGACUAAAAUUGCAGAGUGUUUGAUGUUAUUUGAAGAACCAAUGUUGACUCUGAAUUCUUAUGGUAAUAUUGUUAUUUUCAUAAAUUUUUGAAGUCAGUUCUUUCAUGCUUCAAUUAGUGUGGAUAAUCUACAUCUGAUAUUUUUACAGGUAUAUACAUGCUUUCCAAUGGCCAUGUAGAUUAUUAGAGCUGAUAUGUAUUAAAAUUUGGUUUUUAUGGAAUGUUAUAAUAUUGAUUGUGCAAGAGAUGAUUCCAUGCAUCUUGUCUUACCUAGUUACAAACUUACAAUGGACUGGGUUCAUGCUUGGUUUGGUAGUAGUAGCAUCAACUGCCAAGGUAAACUUGUCCCUGCUCAGGACUGAAAAGGUGGCAAGUUUGGGUAAUUUGCAGGUUGCCCAGCUAAGAAUUGGAGUUGCUCUUGGUCGACCUCACCAGAUUGUUGGCCGUUUCAAGAUACCUAGCCCCCCUCUUCUGGUUGUGAUGCAUUUGUCAUUUGGAUUGGUUUUUGAACAGGUUCAAUGCUCUCAAGUUCAUCAUAGCUUACUUAAUUCUUGUUAUA
This is a messenger RNA of Nelumbo nucifera (sacred lotus), 2883 nucleotides long. Its product is annotated as zinc finger BED domain-containing protein RICESLEEPER 2-like. The record is from RefSeq and is a predicted model, not a curated record. Lineage: Eukaryota; Viridiplantae; Streptophyta; Magnoliopsida; Proteales; Nelumbonaceae. Gene Ontology annotation, molecular function: protein dimerization activity; DNA binding.